Molecule: messenger RNA, 1639 nt
Organism: Acipenser ruthenus (sterlet)
Lineage: Eukaryota; Metazoa; Chordata; Actinopteri; Acipenseriformes; Acipenseridae
Product: homeobox protein CDX-1-like
Exons: 3
Coding region: 148-960 (270 amino acids)
Biological process (GO): regulation of transcription by RNA polymerase II; anterior/posterior axis specification; cell differentiation
Cellular component (GO): nucleus
Molecular function (GO): DNA-binding transcription factor activity, RNA polymerase II-specific; RNA polymerase II transcription regulatory region sequence-specific DNA binding
Source: RefSeq, a predicted model, not a curated record
AGUACAGUGCAGGGCCCUGCAGCCUCGAGAGCUGACUUGGACUACACACCAAAGAGCAAAGAUUACUGGAGGGAGCAAGCGACAGCAUUCUAGCAGCGGACCUUUUGGGACAUUAUGUUGCCUUAGCCAGCUGGGCCUUUCCUAACCAUGUACGUGGGAUACCUUCUGGAUAAAGAAGUCGGCAUGUAUCACCAAGGACCUGUAAGACGUUCCGGCAUCAACAUGCCAGCUCAGAACUUUGUGUCAACUCCACAGUAUUCCGAGUAUACAGGAUAUCAUCAUGUGCCCAAUAUGGACAGUCACGCACAAUCUUCAGGGACUUGGGGCUCUCCAUAUGCAACGCCGAGGGAAGACUGGAAUGCCUAUGGUCUAGGACCUUCAAACGCGUUACCUACCCCCAUGAGUAGCUCAUCGCCCGCACAAGUGGCUUACUGCUCCCCUGAUUAUAACUCAAUGCACCCGGCAGGAUCCGGAGUCUUACCGCCACCCCCGGAAAAUGUUACAGUGGGACCACCGUCCCCUGACAGUGAACGACACCAUUCGUAUGACUGGAUGAGGAAAACUGUACAGUCAUCUUCAACCGGUAAAACAAGAACGAAAGAGAAAUACCGGGUGGUAUAUACGGAUCACCAGAGGCUCGAGCUCGAGAAAGAAUUCCACUACAACAGAUACAUCACAAUCAGAAGGAAAUCUGAACUGGCGUCGAACCUCGGGCUUUCAGAGAGACAGGUGAAAAUCUGGUUUCAAAAUCGCCGAGCCAAAGAGAGGAAGAUUAUUAAAAAGAAGAUGGGUCUUUCUGACGGCAGCGGGGGCUCCGUGCACAGUGACCCGGGGUCCGUGAGCCCUCUCCCGCUACCAGGCUCUCUCAGUCCCGGUAUCAACGCCCAUAUCUUCCCUCCACCCGGAAUGAACACUUUACCGCCAAUUGGGAAUUUACAGCAAGUUACAGUCACCCUGUAAACAACACCUGGACUUUGGAUAAGUAACGAUACGAGCACUCCAUUAUCUUCAAAGAAGGGCGGUUUUACUGAACAUCUUGAAUUUCUUUUUAUUUCCAAACAUGGGUUUGCUAUUUUUAAAAUCCAUACAAAAAAAAUUCUGGAUUCAGGAUACGAGGAUACGACGCAGAUUUUAUUGAAUUGCAAAUUGUUUGGAUGCUCUUCUAAAUAAUAUUGUUUUUGUUGUUAAUAUUAUAUUUAGUUUAGGGUUUAGAUGUGUUUGUGUCCGACACUCUUACUUAGAAAUUGAUUCCUCGUGGAUUGAUAAGCCUACAUCAUGCCUUUGCAUGAAUGAAUGGAGAAAGCAAAAAUCUUAUAAAUUGAACAGAUUGUUAUUGGAGAAUACACCGUGUUAGUGCAACCCUCUGGGCUACGGUUCCAGAAUGCUCACCCCUCAUGAAGACACGUUAUAACCACUGUGUGGAGCAGGAGAUUUUAUAUACAUUAGACAACGCGGAUACAAAGUCUGGACGCUUCAGUAUAAUGCGCCAUUGCAGGACAUUUCUACAAACACGACAACUCACCGGUUUAAGACCUUUCAUAAUUGUAUUAUUCUGUUAAAGAUGAAGUCACGCGUGUUGUUGUUUUGAAACAAACCGGUGUAAUUAUUUCUGUACUGAAGAUAUUAUUAACUAUGAAUU